AUACAUUAUAUAGGUAACAACACACAGCCUUGCUUCCACCUGGGAAACUAAGAAACCAUGACACAACUUCGCGAUACCCCACGAAAAGGAAAGGAACCGACAGUCUCUCGUCCAAAAGAGCCAGAGAUUGGGGGCAGCAAUCAUGAAAAUCUCGGGGAAUACCCAACAGACCUCGAAGUCCAACCUUGCAUCCCGUUAAUAUUCGUUAUGGGAGUCAGUGGCGCCGGAAAAAGCAGCUUUAUCAAAACCCUCGGAGGAAAAGAUUCCAAGCAGAAACCUCCAGUGACGAGCGCCACUGAAUCAGUGACCCGUGAAGUGAAAGUUUACAAAACCAUUCUGGACGGUCAGGAAAUGCUAUUAGUCGACACACCGGGUUUUGAAGAUAACAAAACAUUAAACCCCGAAACAUUUCGGAUGAUCUGCGAGUACGUACUCCAAGUAGCGAAUAAUCCAGCGUGUAUUAUCCGCGGCGCUAUAUACGUGCAUAACAUUGCUACCUCAAGAUGGAUUGCUGGUGACAAACGCACCUGGUCGAUGCUUAAGAAAAUCUGUGGCGAUGCUGCCAUGGGUAACGUCAUUGUCGCAACUACCCGGUGGCCGGCAGAUCACGAAGAUGAGGACUACGAGAAGCUGGAGAGGAGAAAUUUGGAAAAAUAUUGGGAAGGUAUAUUAGGGACGGUCAGGCUCGCGAAAAACGAUGUCCAACAUUCAAGUGCCGCCAUCCGGAUGUUAUUUAGUGUUCAUCCGAAACCCUUUCAGGUGCAGUGGGAAUUGAGUGAUGGGAACACCCCUUCAGAAACUAGUGCCGGGAGAAUUUCCAUGACUGAGGGUGAGGAGGCGCUAAGUGAGGCGGAAAAGGAGAAGGAAUAUGCUCUGGCAGAACUUGGGCGAGUCUCUUCUCAGAUCGAACCAGUGCGAUCGCAAAACGCGCCGAAACCAACUCGACCUCCGCUGCCAGAAACGAAGGGACCGAGUGCCGCCAAUCUUAAAAAAGAGAUGAAUGCUCUCCUGCAACGCUUAGAAUCCGCAAUACACGCCAGCAAAUUGCAAGUCAAGAAGAUCAAGAGUUCGGAGAAAACUCUGCAGGAAGAAAUCCAGCAAGUCCAAGCAUUACUAAAAGAAAAGGAAGACCUACUCAAGAAAUACCACCAAUUACGCCGCAAGAUAGAAUCCGCCGACAAACUUAAGGCAAGGCUAAGCGCCUUGCGCACACCGAUAAGUACCCGGAAGGUAUCUAGGAGAAAUCUAUUGGCAAUGCUGCUAGUGGGAGGAGCGGUCGUGGUGGAUAUUGGGUCAAUGAGUUUCCCUUUCCACGGAUUUGCUGCUUUCGGCGGGGUGCUCCUAUAUGAAGGAGUGACGGGGAUGAUGUCGAAAAACACGAAUAGUACACCAAAGAAGGAGAUCCAGACACCUGACCGGGAGUACCAGAUCCCUACGUUGAAUAUGGAAGAAGGUGCUAGGCUGAACGACGGGAGUGAUGGAGAUGAUGAGCGGAUUGAAAGGCGGAAAGCAUGGGCGCAGGCGAAGGCGCCGAAGAUGAAGACGACGAGAGUGAAGGGAGGGCCGGCACCGCAAGAGCCACUGCUGCCGAUAGCGCGGAGAAGAUCCAGCUGGUCUUCAUUUUGGGUUUGA
Molecule: messenger RNA, 1632 nt
Organism: Tuber melanosporum (Perigord truffle)
Lineage: Eukaryota; Fungi; Ascomycota; Pezizomycetes; Pezizales; Tuberaceae
Exons: 3
Coding region: 58-1632 (524 amino acids)
Molecular function (GO): GTP binding
Source: RefSeq, a predicted model, not a curated record